UAAACCAUCCAAGAUCCAACAUUUUUAUUUUAUUCCAAUUCAUUAUUCAAUUUAUAUGAUACGUGAAAGGUUUUUCUUUCACCUGUAAAUGUUGGUUUUUAUUUUAUUGUUCGUAAAAUUUUAAAGCUACAAAUGUAUAAUUAUUUGUACGAGUUGUAUGUCAAAAUAACUAUUGUCAAUAGUUACGUGUGCCUUUAGAUGUGUCGACUUCGGUGUAAAAUAUUUGAGUAAGAAUGGAUGUAUAGUAUACAAAGAACGCGAAACAGUUUAGAAAUACGAAGUAUUGUGGACAAUAAUUAUUUAUAUUUACUAACCAAUAGUUAACAAAAAUAAGUAAGCAUGACUGUGAUGUCACAAGAAGAAAUGAUGGUUGGUAUAAAGACUGUUGCCCAAGGAUUGGAAGCCUUAAAAAAUGAGUUAAUGGCAUCUAAUAACCCUUCUGGUCAAAAUACAAUGCAACCAGAAGAAAAACAGUCAAUGCUUCAAAAAACUUUAGAUAUGACAGAAUUAGGUCUUGGAGAAGCUCAGGUUAUGUUAGCUUUGGCUUCCCAUCUCCAAAAUGUUGAAGCAGAAAAACAAAAACUAAGAACUCAAGUUCGUAGACUUUGUCAAGAAAAUGCGUGGCUAAGAGAUGAGUUAGCAAAUACACAACAAAAAUUACAAGCUUCUGAACAGGCUGUUGCAUUAUUAGAUGAACAAAAUAAACAUUUAGAGUUUAUGGCAUCUAUCAGUAAAUUUGAUGCUGAUAAGACCGAAGAUCAGACUGAAAGUAAACAAGAAAAGUCUAAAAAUGAUGAUCCGGUUGUUGAUUUAUUCCCAGAUGAUGAAAAUGAAGAAAGAAAUACAUUAUCACCUACACCACCAUCACAGUUUGCUCAACAAGUAAAUGCUGGAGCUGGUUAUGAGAUUCCAGCACGUUUAAGGACAUUACAUAAUUUAGUAAUUCAGUAUGCGUCGCAGGGAAGAUAUGAAGUAGCUGUCCCAUUGUGUAAACAAGCUUUGGAGGAUUUAGAAAAAACAUCAGGUCAUGAUCACCCUGAUGUAGCCACUAUGUUGAAUAUUUUAGCUCUUGUUUAUAGAGAUCAAAACAAAUAUAAAGACGCAGCUAAUUUACUAAAUGAUGCAUUGGCAAUACGUGAAAAAACUCUUGGAGAAAAUCAUCCAGCUGUUGCAGCAACAUUAAACAAUUUAGCAGUACUUUAUGGGAAACGAGGUAAAUAUAAAGACGCUGAACCAUUGUGUAAAAGAGCUUUGGAAAUCAGAGAAGCAGUACUAGGUAAAGGACAUCCAGAUGUAGCUAAACAAUUGAACAACUUAGCCCUGCUUUGUCAAAAUCAAGGUAAAUAUGAAGAAGUAGAACGAUAUUAUCAACGCGCAUUGGAAAUAUAUGAAAAAAAGUUAGGACCAGAUGAUCCUAAUGUAGCUAAAACCAAAAAUAAUUUAGCUUCGUGUUACUUAAAACAAGGAAAAUAUAAGGAAGCUGAAAUAUUAUACAAACAGGUGUUAACUAGAGCUCACGAAAGAGAGUUUGGAACAAUUGAUGGGGAUAAUAAACCAAUAUGGCAAGUGGCUGAAGAACGUGAAGAAAAUAAAAACAAAAGUACAGGUGCAGCACCAUAUACAGAGUAUGGUGGUUGGCAUAAAGCUGCUAAAGUAGAUUCACCAACAGUUACUACCACACUUAAAAAUCUAGGAGCAUUAUAUAGAAGACAAGGAAAAUAUGAAGCUGCAGAAACUCUUGAAGAUUGUGCAUUACGUUCUAGAAAAGAGGCUUUUGAUAUAGUAAAACAAGCCAAAGUUGCACAAAUUCUUAGUGGAUCAACUAGUAGUGUAAAUAGUAAUGACAGGAGAAACCGAUCAAGUCGUUUGAUUGGUUCUAGGGAAUCACUGGAGUAUGAUACUAGUUCUACUGGAACAAAAUUAGAUGAGAAAUCUGGAACAGAUGGUCAACAGAAGUAGAUUUUAAAUACAAUAAAUAUUAUCUACUCGCUUAUCCACAGCGUAUACUUGCACUGCUUCGGCAAACAAGUUAUUCAUCUCCUAAAAGAAAAAAACACGGAACGGUCCAUUUUUUUUUUUAACUAUUAUGUAUUUAUAUGUGCAAUAAAAUAAAUAAUUACACUGCAAAAGUAGGUGACUAUAAUAUUGUAGACAAAUAUUCUUGACUUAGCUAACUAAUAAAAACAUAUUAAUGGUUAUUCUAAGAAAGUCAACUUAGAGUAAUAGAAUAGAAUGUUAUGAUCAAAAAAAUUCUUACAUAUUUAAAAUAUAUAUGAUAAAUAAUAUACAUGUUUAUUAAAUAUAUAACAUAUAUUGAUAUUUACAUGUUAAGGUAAAGAAUCUAUAAAAUACUCUGUAAAAAAUAAAAUUACUUACAUACCAGUAUUUAAACAGGAAUUUAAGUUUAUUUAAAAAAAAUACUCAUAAUUAAAAAAUAUUUAUUAACUUCUUUUGUAUUUAGCUCAUAAUUUAUUAAUUAUGAUCAAUUCAAAUUGAGAAAAUGAUAAAGAACAAUUUUUUUCUUUACUCUAUUCAUAACAUUAUUAUUUUUAAUAUAUAAUAAUUAAUUGUUAUAAUUAAUAAGUUAGAAAAAAAUUGUGAAAUAUCUUAUAAUAAUGAGUGUUUAUAUUCAAGAGUAAAUUUAGUUAUUUAUUGAAAUGAAAAAAAAAAUAUGUCACUUAACUCUAGAUUUUACAUUAAUAUUAUGUUUAUUUUAACUUCUGAUAUUUUAGUAUAAUGCUAUUGUGAAUUUAUAAAUUAACUUACACUUAUUCAUUCCUUGUGAGGUUUUAGGUUUUUAAAGAAUUAAAUACUUAUAUAUAUAUUUUUUUUUUUGUAUGCAUCUUUUUAUAUUUAACUGAUAAUUAAAGAAUUAAAUUGGUACAUAAUAUAAAAUCACCUAGAGAUAGAAUCUACCAUUUUAUUAAUAUUAAAAACUUAUUAAUUUUUAACAAUUAUUAUCAUUUAAGUAUAAUCAAUUGCCUAGUAAUAUACUUUUUAUUAUUAUUGACAUCAUGUAUAUCGUAUCCAUAUUUAUAUAUUUUUUUUUUAUUCAUAAAAAUAAAUUAUUUAAUAUUUUUA
Messenger RNA from Aphis gossypii (cotton aphid), 3081 nucleotides. RefSeq names its product kinesin light chain (gene Klc). Gene Ontology annotation, biological process: microtubule-based movement. Gene Ontology annotation, molecular function: kinesin binding. Gene Ontology annotation, cellular component: cytoplasm; membrane-bounded organelle; kinesin complex. NCBI's taxonomy places the organism in Eukaryota, Metazoa, Arthropoda, Insecta, Hemiptera, Aphididae. The record is from RefSeq and is a predicted model, not a curated record. Bases 340 to 1959 code for a protein of 539 amino acids. The transcript is spliced from 12 exons.